Messenger RNA from Pristis pectinata (smalltooth sawfish), 2285 nucleotides. RefSeq names its product amphoterin-induced protein 2-like. The coding region runs from base 134 to 1840 and encodes 568 amino acids. The record is from RefSeq and is a predicted model, not a curated record. Gene Ontology annotation, molecular function: protein binding. The transcript is spliced from 2 exons. NCBI's taxonomy places the organism in Eukaryota, Metazoa, Chordata, Chondrichthyes, Rhinopristiformes, Pristidae. Gene Ontology annotation, biological process: brain development.
AACACGGGAGAGGUAGGAUCCGAGCAGGGUCUACUCUGCGGCUCUACUUCCAAAGUUCAGAAAAUGGGGAGAAAUAGACUAAGGUCCAGCUCGCAACGGCGCCAGGAGAUAUGGUCAAUUCCCCAGACCUUAAAUGUCCAUGAUCUGCUAUCAACCAUCACCCGGAUCUUUCGCGCAGACCUCUCUCUCUCUCUCUCUCUCCAGACUUAAGUGCCACCCUCAGUCCUGCGGGAUUGGUUUCACGUUCAUCCGACUGCAGGGCCCAUUGGAAGACGGUUGGGAGACGGCCAUCAUGUGCUCCCGGCACCCUGCCAUCUCUGUUCUCAGAGGGUUCAACUCAGCGACCCAAAGAUUUGCUCUGCUCUUGCUUUGCGCCAGUUUGGCGGGCAACGCUUCCGUCGUCUGCCCUCCGGUCUGCAUCUGUGCGAGCGAUAUCAUUACUUGCACCAAUAAGAAUCUGACCAAUGUGCCAAGGACGCUGUACAAAGUUGCGACCAGUUUGGAUGUUAGCUACAACAGAAUCAGCCGACUUGGCUCUAAUUGGACUCCAACCAUAUUGGACAGACUCAGAACCCUCAUCCUCAAUCACAACAGUAUAGGCUUCCUCUCCAAGAGGGCAUUUUGGUCCACCCCUGAACUCAGAUAUCUGGACCUGUCCUCCAACAAGUUAAAAAGUUUGAGCAACUCAUCCUUUCAAGGGCUGAGUUCCCUGGAGAUAUUGCUUCUGUACAACAAUCAGGUCGCCCAAGUCAGCAGCGGAGCUUUUGAGGGUUUGUACAAACUUCAUAAACUGUAUCUCAGUCAGAACUUGAUCUCCCACUUCCCACUGCAGGUCCUCAAAGGCGGGUCUAGACUCCCGCUUCUCGAACUCGUAGACCUCUCCUUCAAUAGACUGACAUCUGUACCAGUCCUGCAGUUGAGUGCGCUGCCGGUGAAGCUGCAGAGUGGUUUGUAUCUGCAUGCGAACCCAUUUACUUGCGAUUGCUCUUUCUACACAAUGGUCACCUACUGGUAUAAGAGGCAGUUUCGAUCGGCGGUGGAUUUUAAGGAAGAUUAUAGAUGUUAUUUUCAGCUCGACGCCAAGAGAAGUGUCAGUGUUUUGCUGAUCCAUGAUGAUCUAUUGAAUUGCUCUAACAGUGCCGUGAAUGGCUCUUUCCACGCUUUGGGGGUGCUCUACGAGGCUUAUUUGGGGGACAGGGUAGUUAUAAACUGUGACAGCAAGAUCCUAGACUCCGCCACCAACGUCCUGUGGGUCACACCCGAGAAUGAAACAUUGCAGUCUGGCAUUCAAAGGCAGGGUCUGGAGGUGUUAUUGAAUGGAAGCCUCGAAAUUCAAGAGGUGCAGACCGAAAAUGCAGGGGUCUAUUCCUGUAUAGCCAUUAACAGCAGACGCAUGCUCAACGAGACGAUCGAGGUGACACUGAAGGUGCACAACUUUACACACACCAAGCAUCGUUCACACACCUUUAACACGGCCUUUACCACUCUCUCUGCCUGCCUAGCUAGCAUCAUUCUAGUCCUGAUCUAUCUGUACUUGACACCUUGCCGCUGUUGGUGCAAGUCCAAGCACAGGCACCGAAAACCGAACGAAAGCAGCGCCCACUCCUCCAUCCUGAGCGCCACCCCACUGCAUGAGGCGGGUGCCGAGAGGAAAGCCAGCACUUGCAAACGAGUGGUCUUCCUGGAGCCCGUCAAGGAGCCGCUGAAAGGCCAAAAUGGGAAAAUGAAACUGCUCCCUCCCAGCCACGCAGUGGCUGAGAAGAUCCUGAGAGCCAACAGAGGCAAGGCGGAUGUCGACUCCAUCAGCUCCGUGUUCUCUGAUAACCUCAUUGUGGCUUAAUCCAAACCCCGUGGAUGCGUCUUAGCCAGAAUCUAGGUCGCUGCCCAUAGGACACCUUGAGAUGACCCAGUCAUGUUGGGACAUCUGGCAAAUCUGCCUGCCGGUGGAAAGGUGAGAGCAAGGGUACAGAGGAAUGCUUCUGCUCUGAAUGUUAACAGGGCCAUAUCGGCUUGGAGAAGAGUUUUACAAACUUGCUCAAUGUCUGGAACGGUGCAAGAUCCAGAAGAGGAAAAAAAUGUGCCUCCAGCUGCUGGAUUCUGCAUAUAGCCCAUUAGUUUGUCACAAGUAACAUCCAAAUAAAUCCAGCUUGGCGCCCUGGUGACAUGUUGUGACGAACCUGUUCAGAAGCAGUGACCAUGCCGCAUGCUCGCAAGUCUUUGGCUCAACUGAAAUUGGCCGUCUCAAAGUACGCCUGGAGACAUUUUGUUAAAUCCUUAGAAACCAA